Messenger RNA from Nematolebias whitei (Rio pearlfish), 1399 nucleotides. RefSeq names its product KH domain containing, RNA binding, signal transduction associated 1b (gene khdrbs1b). Gene Ontology annotation, molecular function: mRNA binding; poly(A) binding. Gene Ontology annotation, biological process: regulation of alternative mRNA splicing, via spliceosome. Gene Ontology annotation, cellular component: nucleus. NCBI's taxonomy places the organism in Eukaryota, Metazoa, Chordata, Actinopteri, Cyprinodontiformes, Rivulidae. The coding region runs from base 1 to 1083 and encodes 360 amino acids. The transcript has 9 exons. The record is from RefSeq and is a predicted model, not a curated record.
AUGGAGAACGACGAUAAAUAUCUCCCUGAGCUUCUGGCAGAGAAGGACAGUCUGGACGCGUCGUUCACGCACGCCAUGAAACUUUUAAACAAAGAAAUCGGUAGAAUCCAGAGAGGGGACACAAAAAAGGAGACAGAAACCUACCUGGACCUUUUCACAACGAACAGCGUCAAACUCAAGGAGCGAGUGCUCAUACCUGUCAAACAGUACCCAAAGUUCAAUUUUGUCGGGAAGAUUCUGGGACCUCAGGGAAACACGAUCAAACGUCUGCAGGAGGAGACGGGAGCCAAGAUUUCUGUGCUGGGCAAAGGAUCCAUGAGAGACAAAGCCAAGGAGGAGGACCUGAGGAAAGGUGGCGAGCCCAAGUACGCCCACUUGUCUUUGGAGCUGCACGUGCUCAUCGAGGUGUUCGCCCCUGGGCCCGACGCUUACAUGCGCAUGGCGCACGCCAUGGAGGAGGUCAAGAAGCUGCUGUUCCCUGAUUUGAUGGAUGAAAUCUGCCAGGAGCAGUUCAUGGAGAUGAGCUACCUGAACGGAGGCCAGGAGCACGGCGGCAGAGGGCGAGGGGGCAUGCCUGUUAGGGGCCGUGGCGUCCCCCCAGCAGGAGCACUCAGGGGAAGAGGGAUGCCUCCUCACGGUGCCGCAGGCAGAGGAGGCGUGACUCGAGGUGGCCCAGGCAGAGGUGGAGCAGUGAGGGGGGGCCCAGCAGGCAGGGGAGGACCUCCUGCAGUUCCCAACAGAGGAGCGGUGGCACCGCGUGCUCGAGCCCCAGCUGGAGGACCACCCCAGAGGAUGGCACCACCCUCCGCUCACUCCUCCAGUGCAGCUGCUGAGGGUUAUGAUGAAUACGGCUACAACGAGGGCUACACAGACUCGAGCUACGAGUCGUAUAACAGCUACUACAGUCAGCCUCAGGCAGAACCCGAAUAUUACGACUAUGGACAUGGAGAUAGCACAGAGUCAUACGAAUCAUACGACCAAGAUGACUGGAACGGCACCCAGAGGACAGUUCCAGGAAAGGCACCUCCCCCCUCCAGAGGCGGCAAGACGACGUACCGGGAGCACCCGUACCGAGCGUACUGAAGCAGACCCCCCCUUUAGCAUUGCCCCGAUAACGGCCUGUCGACCACGGCAGCUCUCGCUUUAACGAGCUUGACAAAAGUAAUUGUUUUGUCUUUUUAUUUGUUUUUAUUUUUUCUAUAAGGACUUUAUACAAAAGAGCAAAUUGGGGACUGAAAAUUCAAACUUAUUUACAUUUGACUUGACUCCCUCGCUCCUCCUCCUGUCCAACCUGGGGGGGUUUUGGACGGGUCAGAGAGACGUUGACAUUCUUCUCUCUCUCUUCCAUUUAACGUUUAGUUUUUUUGUUUUCCUCUGACCAUUUUAUUCCCCCCCCCCC